UCUGACUUCUCAAGUGAUUGCGACGCCCUCGUGAACGCGCAUUGAUCUCGCGCAGACCUCUGAUGACGAGCGCACAGAGGUGGCGAUGGGAUACAGAGAUCCUGGACAUUGUGUGGGCCACGUUGUGAUGGUUUGAGGCUAAAACAAAGCUCAUGGUGGGCUAAAGUAUGAUCAGUAACCCUCUCGCUUUGAGCUCCCUCCACUGAGACUAUGAGGCAAGCAGUAACCGCCAGUCUGUCUGUGUGGGGCGAGAGGCGCUUCGGAUACUCCACCCUCAAGGACUCCAGCGAGUCGCUGCUGGACGAGCGCAAGCUUAGGCCUGGACUGAAAGAGGACUCUGUCAUCGAAGAGAAAGAGCGGGCUGAGAAUGAGCAAGAGCAGCUGGAGGCUGUGCUGGGACUUCCAUCCUCUCCUGUGGAGGACACCCACCAAACAGACAGCACAGAGCCCUCAGACCCCACCCUAGACUGCAAGAAGGGUGGUGGGAUGGAAGCGUCUCUAACGUGUGGUGGGAGGAAGGGUUCACUUGGUGCUCUGCCCAUGCAGCGCUGCAGUUCUCUGGGCACCACGGCUCCACAGUGGGUCCCUGAUUCUCAGGCACCAGCAUGCAUGAAAUGUGGAUCCAAAUUCUCCUUCACCAAAAGACGUCAUCACUGCAGAGCGUGUGGGAAGGUGUUUUGUGUGGUGUGCUGUGACCUCCGAUACAAACUGACUCAUCUCGGCGGGAAAGAGGGACGUGUCUGUGUCACCUGUCAUUCAACUUUGAUGAACCGGACGCUUCGCAAGGAUCAGAAGAAGGUCUGGUUUGCAGAUAAUCUUCUUCCUCAGUCUGAGAGUAGAAGUGCCAACAGCUCUCCUCUUCACAGGAGUGUGUCCCACACAGAGAGGGCUGAGCUCGCUCAGGCCGAAAUAUCUGAGCUCAGAGCUGGAGAUGAAGUCAGCAGCAACUCUACAAAACCCACUCCACCAAUGGACCUUCCCCCUAUUCUGACCUCAACAGGGGUCAAAGGAGACUACACUCUGGAGGAGAAGAGAACGGAGUCGUCGCUCUUAGAGGAGCUGGAGAGAGGUCUUGCAGCGCCUCUGGUGUUUGUGCUGAACGCAAACCUGCUGGCCGUUGUGAAGAUUGUCAGCUAUGUGAACCGGCGGUGUUGGUGUGUGAUGUCGAAGGGCAUGCAUGCUGUGGGACAGCCAGAAGUGGUCAUUUUACUGCAGUGUUUGCCUGAAGAGAAGAGAUUCCCGACGGAUAUUUUCAAUCAUUUCAUUCAGAUCUAUUGGGAUGCCCAGACAGCAGCAGGAAAGCUUCUGAAUCACCUAAGUCACUCUUUGGUGUCCCGAGGGUUUCUGGGUAAUAACGAGCACGCUGGCUUUCUUUACGUGCGUCCGACGUUUCAGUCUCUGGAGGGCCUGCCUUUGCCUGCGCCGCCCUUCCUGUUCGGGGUCCUCAUGCUCCGUGCAGAGGCUCCAUGGGCCAAAGCCUUUCCCUUGAGACUCAUGCUGCGUUUAGGAGCGGAGUACAGAUUCUAUCCCUGUCCCUUGUUCAGUGUGCGCUUCAGAGAACCUCUCUUCGGACCCGUCAACAACAGUAUAAUGAGACUCUUAGUGGAUUUCCGGUUUUACCGUUACACACUGCCAACAGUGCCGGGGCUCGUGGUUGAUCUAGAGGCUAGAAGCACCUGUAUAAGAAUCCCUAAAACACGUCAUCCAGAGUUGCUGAAGGCGCUGAAUAAGUCUAAUGAGAGAGUGCUGGCCCUGGGCGCCUGCUUUAACGAGCAGGCCGACUCUCAUCUCAUUUGCGUGCAGACGGCAGAUGGACAGUACCAGACGCAGGCCAUCAGCAUUCACAGCCAGCCACGCAGAGUCACUGGCUCGUGUUUUUUUGUGUUCAGUGGAGCGCUCAAACCUUCAUCAGGGUACUUGGCCAAGUCCAGCAUUGUGGAAGAUGGUUUGAUGGUCCAGGUAACCAUGGAGGCCUUGGCUGAUUUACGUCGAUCUCUACGGGACAUGAAGGACUUCACAGUCACCUGUGGAAAACUCCCCCCAGCAGAGAGGCAGGAAUAUGUGCACAUUCAGUGGCAGGACGAAGAGCCGCGCUUCAAUAAAGGCAUCAUCAGCCCCAUCGAUGGCAAGUCUAUGGAGUCUCUCACAAACAUCAAGACCCAUCAGCGCUUAGAAUACAGAGCCAAUGGGAAGCUCAUACGCUGGACAGAGGCAAGCAGGUUUACCUGUGACUUGUGGAGUGUUUGUGUUUUUAAUACGUUUGCUCAUUUUUAAAGUUAGGGAUAGAUAUAAACUCAGAAUCUUAAAGG
Messenger RNA from Carassius carassius (crucian carp), 2309 nucleotides. RefSeq names its product zinc finger FYVE domain-containing protein 9-like. Bases 211 to 2274 code for a protein of 687 amino acids. The record is from RefSeq and is a predicted model, not a curated record. Gene Ontology annotation, biological process: endosomal transport; liver development. Gene Ontology annotation, cellular component: endosome; early endosome membrane. Lineage: Eukaryota; Metazoa; Chordata; Actinopteri; Cypriniformes; Cyprinidae. The transcript has 14 exons. Gene Ontology annotation, molecular function: metal ion binding.